AUGCUGAUCUUUUGGUCUAGUGAAAUCUUAUGCAUACUUGACUUGCGGUCAAAUUCGAUGUUGUGCUCUAUGCUAUCUAUAAUUGCUGCUGCUGGGUAUCUUGUGAAUUGUGACUUUAAUGCAUGGGGAGUUGAUAUGACAUAUUUGCUGCUGGAUUACCUGAUUCAGUUUAAGACGUAUUGGAAAGUUUUGUUGGUGUUGGAUGGGUUGGUUUUGGAAAGACCAAGAUGGAGGUCCAAAUGUGGAGUUUUGCUUCUUCUCAUUUGGGAGAAGGAAGUUUUAAAAGUAGAAUGCCCAUUUGGCUAUCCCGUCUCAGGAUCUUUGAGUAAAAGUAGUCAAGCGGGUAAAUUAUUGAAUAUUUGUCUGGAUUCCUGGCUUAAUGUGGUCUUUUUGGAUUCAUCAUUGGGUUCUUUUGUUGCUAAUUGGACAUGCAUGAUUGCUCUCAUCGAACAUUUUACCUGCCUGCAUGUGAUGUUUUGUAUGCUGAGAUCCAGUUUGUCUUACCAUAGAGCAAUAGUGAAACCUGACUUUGGUCCCAUAUUUCCAUGCUCUUCAACCUCAAGGUUAAUAUCAGAUUUGAGAUUGCCGCCGUACUUAACCUUCUCACUAUGA
Molecule: messenger RNA, 612 nt
Organism: Sphenostylis stenocarpa
Lineage: Eukaryota; Viridiplantae; Streptophyta; Magnoliopsida; Fabales; Fabaceae
Source: the annotation of a GenBank genome assembly